This is a messenger RNA of Rhodotorula graminis WP1, 4764 nucleotides long. RefSeq lists its product as uncharacterized. Bases 1 to 4764 code for a protein of 1587 amino acids. Gene Ontology annotation, molecular function: chromatin binding. Gene Ontology annotation, biological process: sister chromatid cohesion. Gene Ontology annotation, cellular component: nucleus; chromatin; cohesin complex. The transcript is spliced from 14 exons. NCBI's taxonomy places the organism in Eukaryota, Fungi, Basidiomycota, Microbotryomycetes, Sporidiobolales, Sporidiobolaceae. The record is from RefSeq and is a predicted model, not a curated record.
AUGGCCGCCUCGUCAGACUCGGACGCGCGCUCGCCCUCGCCGCCCGCACCAGCACCAGCCGACGCGGGCUCUCGCACCGCGCGAAGGAAGAGCGGUCGCGUCAGGAAGGAGGUGCAGAGGCUCGGUGCCUCGGACGGCAAGAGCAAGCGCAACGGCAACGCCGACUCGGACGACGACGACGACGACGACAACGACGACAGCGACGACUCGCCAGAAGAAGCAGACGACGACGACGAGUUCAAGGUGCCGACCUCGAUCAAGACGGGCUCGCGCAAGCGCGCACCACCCGGCACCUCGCCCGGGCCCUUGCCCGCAGGCCGCGCUCCACCGCGCGCCAAGAAGGCGGCGGCCAAGCCGACCGCACCGCGCAAGCGCAAGGCGGCAAAGGUGGACGAGGACGACGAGGACGAGAACGGGGCCGGUGCGCCUGCGGCCAAGAAGGCGGCGGCGGCGGCCAAGGACUUCAAGAUCGAGAACGACAACGGGCUCUUCAACGCGGUCAAGAACCCCAACACGGCGCUGCAGACGACGGCCGAGGACUGGAUCGAGUCGUACCGGGACGAGCCGGGUCCGGCGAUGGCGGAGCUCGUCAACUUUGUCCUGCGGUGCUGCGGCGUCAAUGCCACGAUCGACGAGCACCAGGCCGAGGACGAGAACGGCAUCGUCGAGAACCUCAAGGACAUCGUCGACGACUUCAAGCAGGAAACCGACCUCGCCUACCCGCUCAUCUCCAAGUCGAAGCCGUACAAGAAGUUCCGCGACUCGCUCGCCCAGUUCCUCCAGAAGCUCCUCGCCGCCUCGGCCGACGACAUCCUGUUCUCGACGGCCUUCUACGAGCACUUCCAGGCGUGGGUCCACGCCCUGUCGUCGUCGCAGAUCCGCGCCCUGCGCCACACGGCGACCGUCGUUGUCCUCCUGUGCGUCAACGCGCUGUCGACGCUCCACGUCCAGGUGCGCAAGGAGCACGCGCAGGCCGUCCGCGCCAAGGAGGCCGAGGAGAAGAAGAGCCGCAAGGACAAGGCGAGGUUGCGCGACAUGGAGCGCCAGGUCAAGGAGGCGCACGAGCGGCUCGAGACGGUCGAGGCGUUCAUGGACGAGAGCUACACGUCCGUCUUCGUCAACCGGUACCGCGACGCCGACGCCGUCAUCCGCUCCGAGUGCAUCUCGUCCCUCGGCGCGUGGAUGAAGCUCGACCCGGACCACUGGAUCGACGGCGACUACCUGCGCUACAUUGGCUGGGUCCUGUCGGACGAGUCCAAGGAGGCUCGUCGCGAGUCGGUUCGUGCGCUCCUGUCGCUCUACCAGAAGGACGCCUACCUCGGCAAGCUCCACCACUUCACCGACCGGUUCAAGCAGCAGCUCGUCGACAUGGCGGUCGGCGAGCACGACCUCGCCGUCCGGGUCCAGUCGCUCCAGGUCGUCCACCAGAUCGACAAGCACGGCCUCCUCGAGGACGACAAGCAGCGUGACGAGGUCGCCAUGCUCAUCUACGAGAAGGAGCCGCGCGUCCGUGCCGCCGCCGCCGCCUUCUUCAAGAACCUGGUCGACGAGGACGCCGAAGAGCUGCAGGGCGAGCUCGACGUCAAGAACAAGAGCAAGAAGGGUCGAGGGCGCAAGGCCAAGGAGGUCGACGAGGCGCUGUCGACCGCCGUCGAGUACAAGAUCCUCGCCCAGCUCCUCGUCAAGUACGGCAAGGCGCUCGACGGCCCGCCCGUCGGCGACGACGACGAGGGCGACAGCGUCGACGACUCGCAGCACCGCCGCUCGAGCGACAGCAACGGCAUGACCGCCGGCGACGUCGUCCCGAGCCGCGCGGGCGCCGCCGCCGACGGCGACGAUGCGGGCGCGACCGUCGUCGUCCCACGAGCUCGCGUCGCCUGCGCCGUCGACGCGCUGUGGAGCACGGUCACGAGCCUGCAGGACUGGGAGGCCAUGCUCGAGUACGUCCUGCGGGACCACUCGGCGGCGGCGGUGGCGGCGGCGGGCUCGUCGGGCAAGGGCAAGGGCAAGGGCAAGCAGGGCCGAGCGGCGGGCGGUCGCGCCAAGCACCCUCGUUCAGGCGGCAGCGGCGAGGACGAGGACGAGGAGAUGCAGGACGGCGACGGCGACGAUGGCGGCGCGGAGGAACAGCUGCCCGAGGAGGUGCGCCUCACCGAGGAGGAGGAGACGCUCUUCAUCGAGGUCCUCGUCGCGUGCUUGACGCGCAUCACGACCGCCACCAUGAGCAAGAAGAAGGAGCAGGAGGCGAUCGACGAGGAGGUCGCGAACGUCGGCCGCGCCCUCAUCGAGGCGCUCCCCAAGCUCUUCAGCAAGAACCAGGCCUACUCGUCGCGCCUCAUCGACAUCCUGUCGUUGCCUCGCCUCAUCUCGCUCGAGCUCUUCCUCGAGGGUCAGCAACUUUCGGCGUACGCGGCGCUGUGGGACGACGUCACGAAGCAGCUCCUCAAGCACACGCAGCCCGACCUUCUCGACCAGGCCGUCCGCACGCUCGUCACCUUCCUUUCCGCCAAGGACCUGUCAGCGACCAACCAGAUCAAGCUCGGCGAGCUCGAGGAGACGACCAUCGGCGCGCUCCGCGCCGCGGCCGGCGACGACGUCGAGAGCGCGUCCUUCUCCGACGACGAGCUGCACACGCUCACGGCGUGCGUCGCGAGGGUCGCCAAGCUCGCCGCCGUCUACAACAUCUCGCUCGCCAUGGAGGACACGGACGACGGCAAGGCGGCGAGCGUGCUCGACAUCCUCGACGGCAUCUUCAACCGCGGCCGGCUCGGCUACAAGGACGAGACGGCUAUGGUCGAGCACGCGAUCAACCUCCUCGGCGGGCACAUCUGCUGGCAGAUCCGCGCCGUCAAGGACGAGACGACGGCGAGCGGCAAGGCCGACCUGCCCACUAUCCUUGCCGUGUCCGAGCGGCGCCAGAGCUUGCUCGACCGCCUCGAGGAGUACGCCGUCGGCGGCGAGACGAACGCGAGCGAGGGCGUCAAGCAGGCUGCUCUCGACGUCCUCCUCGACAUCUACAUGAUCUCGCACGUCGUCGCCACGCCGGCGUCCGACCCAGACGGCCUCCUCGCCGACCUCAAACUCGUCGCGACCGACGAGCUGCAGGCUCGCUGCGCCGGCUUCGUCGAGGCCGAGAUCGAGCGGUACGCCGAGACGCUGCGCGAGGCGGACGAGGAGGAGCAGGACGCGACGCAGCGCGAGGAGGGCAGCGACGACGGCGCGAGCAGCAGCGGGAGCGAGACGGAGACGGAGCGCAGCCAGGGCCGGUCCCAGCGCGGCAAGGGCAAGGGCAAGAAGGCGGCGGCGGGCAGGAAGGGCAAGGGCAAGCAGGCGGCGCUCAAGAAGGUCGAGAAGCGCAGGCGCAAGACGGUCGCCCAGGUCCGGGCCGACAACGCCAAGGACGAGGCCAAGCUCGCCGCCAACCAGCACUUCCUGCGCUCGGUCGUCUCGCCGUUCCUGCGCGUCUUCCACUCAGGCGGCUUCAACCUCCGCCACUGCGUCGUCCUCCUCAAGCACUGGGGCCGCUUCAGCAGGGAGUACGACGAGCAGUGCAAGCUCCUGCUGCACGACCUGCGCGACGAGGGCGUCUACAGCGCCGCGAGCGACAUCGUCGCCUCGACCGUCGUCGACAUCCUCAAGAGCGCGUGCGACGUCCACCUCGACUCGCCCGACGCGCCCUCGACGACGACCGAGGAGCCCCUCGUCUCGCUCGGCCGCCAGCUGUCCGGCGUCGUCGCCAUCCGCGGCGCGCACCUCGCCAUCGUCGGCUCGCUCCCCGCCGAGGACCACCUUCGCCUGCACGUCGACGCGCUCAAGUGGAUCGUGCCCAAACUCGCCCAUCUCGAGGAGACCAAGCGCAAGGACGAGCGCACGCGUGCCAUCGUGUUCUUCAAGGCGCUCGCGCACCUUCUGCUCGGCCUCGACGGUCGCAGCUCGCUCAAGGUCAAGACGACACUCGACCGCCUCCUCGACGAGCACGAGCUCGCCCAUGCCGGCUCUGCCACCGGGUCCAAGAUCUGGGAGCCCGUCCGCGCCUACCAGCGCCGCCUCAUCACCGCCAUGUCUAAGGAUCCUUCGAUCCGCAAAGCCGCGGCGACCGACGGCGACAAGAAGCCCGCCGCGGCGACCAAGGCGCCGCGCUACAGGGACAAGACGACGCCCAAGGCCAAGACCAAGUCGCCUGCGUCCGACGAGGACGACGAGCAGCCCGAAGCGGCGCUCGGCGCCGACGCCGACGAGGACGACGACCAACUCGCCGGCGCCGCCUCGGACGAGGCCGACGGCGCCGAGGUGACGGCGACCGCGUCGACCUCGGCUUCGCGGCGCGGCGCGAGCGUCAGCCAGAGCCUGUACGGCUCGCAGGCGCGCCAGAAGCAGCCUCGCCCGCCGAGCCCGAGCCAGGAGCUCUUCGGCCCGGGCGCAGGACCGGCGGCCAAGCGCAGGAGGACGAGCCCGCCGGUCGAGGAGGAGCAGGAGUACGAUGCGGAGCAGCAGGCGUCGGGCUCGUCGGCGCCGCAGGCGAGCGCGUCGCAGUCGCAGGCGAGGAAGCGCGCGCGCGAGGAGGAGCAGGGCGACGAGGACGACGAUGCGCUCGGCGCGACGGGCGACCUCGGCGUGACGCAGACGCAGCUUGACGACGAGGACAGCGGCGUCGUCUCGUCGGGCGUCGUCGGCGCCGGCGGUGCGGCGCGGUCGGAGCGCGAGAUGUCGCUCGAGUCGACGAUGAGCUUGACCGACCUCAAGGGCAAGAAGCGUCGGCUCUGA